Messenger RNA from Encephalitozoon cuniculi GB-M1, 1824 nucleotides. RefSeq lists its product as uncharacterized. NCBI's taxonomy places the organism in Eukaryota, Fungi, Microsporidia, Unikaryonidae. The transcript has a single exon. Bases 1 to 1824 code for a protein of 607 amino acids. The record is from RefSeq and is marked provisional.
AUGAGGAUGUGGCUGGGAUAUACACUUGCAUUACUCGCUGGUUUGCAUGGGUCUAACGUAGAAGGAACCAACGAAGUGGAGAAAACAAGAAAAAGGUUUGAAAAAGCCUUUUCUUGCAAGUUGAGCGACGAGGAAGUAGAAAUUAUAAGAAAAUCACUUGUGGAAGUUUCUGGUUUGGAAACAAGAAUAUUAUUACCGCUUAUUUUUCAUGAUCGUAAACUUGUUGCAUCACCGGUUGCUAAGUAUCGGGAUAUAAAUGAAAGGGAAAGAGAAUAUGUUGAAAAAGUUGUUAGGCUACUUCCAUAUUUGGCAUGGCGCUCGGUGGCAUUGGUGUGUGCACCUGGGAAUUGGACCCUAUUUUUAAUGUAUGAUGUUUUUAAAACAACCUCUUUCAAAGACUUUGAUCCUGUUGUUCUGUACAGGGAGAGCAAAGGGAGAUCUAGAAUGAGGUUGAUGGACUUAGUAGUGGAAAUCUUCAAACGUAAUAAUUGCAUGGUGAGUAGAUUUGGGCAAGGACUUGCUCGUGAAGCAGAGGUAAGAAUCCAAGGGAUAUCAAGUUCUUUAUCUGCCAUGGAAAGAAAGAGAGAAGAGGAAAUGUUGAGAAAAAUCAAAGAACAUGGAGAAAGGCUGUGUACUAAAAAAAAUCAAGAGCAGAUAAUCGAGGCACAGAAGAUAAUGUGCGAUGCAUGUGAAUAUAUCUGGAAAAGAGAGGAGAAUAGAAAAAGCUUUGUUAUGGGAGCGCAUCUAAAGCACCUAUAUCUAAGAAUGAUAGAUCCAAGUAAUGAUGUGGAGGGACCACUACUUUACUACAUAGACCAUGAAAAGAUGAUAAAUACGUAUGAGAAAUAUAAAAGCAUAAGUAUUGUAGCAGAGCUAGUCAAGAAAGUGGUUAUAGAAUAUGAGGAUAUUAACGAUGAAAGCAUCAGUAGUGCAGUGCAUGAAGUUAAGGAGAGAGAGUCGGAAGAAAAGAGAAGAGAGGAAGAAAGCCUUAGGAAUGCAGAGGAGCUGUUGAGGAUGGAGGAGAGGGAGAAAGGUGAAGGAAAGGGCCCUAAUGGGAAAGGCAAAAAGAAGAGAGGUAAGAAGGGUGCAGGAAAGGCUAAGGAAGAGAGUAAGGAAGAGGACAGAGGGGAAGAAGAGGAGGAGAGUGUAGAGGCUGAAGUUCCAGUGGAAGAGAUGGCGGCUGAGGGAGCUCGGCCUAAGAAGAAGAGAUCGAAAGAAAGGAGUAAAGGUGAAGACAGUUGUUAUAGGGUGCACAAGAGGGUUCUCCGGUGGAUGAAAAGUGUUGAGAGGAUUAAGUAUGAGCUGGAUAACGGAAAGGAAGAGAAGUGGAAGGGCAAGAGUAUGGAGGAGAUUGAGGGGCAGAAGGUACUACAUGACAUUAUAGAAGUGCUGAAGCUCCUCAGGAGCAGGGAGUGUGAUAAGUUCUUUGUCCGGACUGGCAAGUACAUGAAGGGUGGGAGUGAGAGAUGGAAGAUGGUAGCUCUCGGGAUACUUGAUGAGGGAGGGGAGAAGAAGGUGGGAAAUGUCGAGGUUGGGCUUUUCAAGGGCAAGAGAGAGGAAAGUGUGGUCUACCACCUGAUGUUCAAGCCUACCAGUUCUGAGAAGACAGGAAAGGGAUCAAGUCCGUCGUUUGGGAAGGGAGAUGAUGUGGAUGAGAUAGAAGAGGAUGGGUCUUCUGACAUGUCUGGGUUUCAGUAUCCUCCGGGCGUCCGAUCUGAGGUAGUGAAGGAUAAGGGUGAGUUCAGGAUAGUGUGGAGGAAUCCCAAGGAUACCAGCUCGGUUCUCCGGAGUCUUGCUGUUCUGCAGAUUCCUGAGAUCCAGUGA